AUGAGAAGCGGCAGAGCGCGUGAAGAGGAAGAGAGACAGGCGCGAGAAGUCGAGAGGCAAGCACGAGAAGAGGCAGAGCGCCGUGAGGAGGAAGAGAGACGGGCGCGAGAAGAGGCAGAGUGCCGCGAGGAGGAUGAGAGACUGGCCCGAGAAGCGGCAGAACGGCGAGUGCAACCCAACACACUAUUUCGCCUCCUCGAUCUCUGCCACAAUUCUCUGUCCCAAGCGAUCCAAGUUGAGGCAGAUGCGACCCUCACGACUCAGGGCGACGCGGCCGACCCAGUGAACCGACUCUACCCCAAGCACAUCGUCCCUUGGCUUGACUUUCCCCAACUACAGGAACAAGUCUGGGAGAAAUUCGACCGCACCGCUGCCUUUACAUCGCGCCCACUAUUCCCUUCUGAUGCCCAAAUCAAUUAUAUCGUUACGAAGAUCCAGAAUAAGCCGAUCUAUUCGGAAGCGUCUCUUCGGAAUUUUGAGCGAGACGCGGUGAAUAACAUUGUCGAAAGCUCUUUAACGCUUUGGGAGACGAUGAACUUCUUCGACAAGAGUUUAGAAUUCAAGGUCGGGUCACCUUCUAUGAUCGCGCAAACCCAUCGGAAACUUCGCUGGAGAACAGCCUAG
Messenger RNA from Penicillium diatomitis, 624 nucleotides. RefSeq lists its product as uncharacterized. The transcript is spliced from 2 exons. The record is from RefSeq and is a predicted model, not a curated record. NCBI's taxonomy places the organism in Eukaryota, Fungi, Ascomycota, Eurotiomycetes, Eurotiales, Aspergillaceae. The coding region runs from base 1 to 624 and encodes 207 amino acids.